UGCGGCGGAGGAGGGGCUCGGCGGAGGGGCGCCGCGAGAGGCGGCAGCGGGUCAGUCGCCGCCGCGUGAGAGGGGCGCGGACGGCCCUCGCGCACAGCUGCCGCCGACCCCGCCGGGGACUGACGAAAAGGCGGGCACUUUCCCGGCUGCUGAGGUGAAGCGACGACGGCCGGACGAGGAGGAAGGGGAGGGGGUCGCGCUGCUGCUGACUGAGGCGGAGGGAGACGACGCAGAGGAGGCCGAGGGAGGCAGAGGCGGCGACUCGCCCGCAGCCGCGGCGGUGCUGUCGGCCUUCUCUGCCCUGCGCUGGUGGCGGCGGCGGCGGCUCCUUUCCGUUUCGCCGUCCCCUCUGGGGACCCAGUGCUGCCCAAGUGCGCCCGCCCGGUCUUUCGUGCACUGUUGUCAUGGAGGAGCCAAGAUGGCGGCCCUGGCCUACACCUUGGGCAAGCGGGAAAUCAACCACUACUUCAGCGUGAGGAGCGCCAAAGCGCUGGCGCUGGGUGCUGUCCUCCUGCUCGCCGUCUGCCACGCCGUCUCUCGUAGGUACCAAGGUGAUGAAAGUUGUGAGUACCUUCUUUCUAGUGGAAGAUUUCUUGGCGAGAAAGUAUGGCAGCCUCACAGCUGUAUGAUGCACAGAUAUAAACCAAGUGAAGCCAAAAAAUGCCUUGAAGACAAACAUAUUGCAUUUAUAGGUGACUCUAGGAUUCGUCAGCUCUUUUACUCAUUUGUAAAACUCAUAAACCCUCAAAUUAAGGAGGAGGGAAACAAGCAUGGAAAUAUUCCUUUUGAAGAUAAGUCUUCUUCACUUAAAGUGGAUUUUCUGUGGUAUCCAGAAGUCAAUGGUUCUAUGAAGCAACGUAUCAAGUCUUGGACUGAAGGUUCUUCUCCAAAACCUCACAUAAUUGUAGCAGGAGCUGCUACGUGGUCUAUCAAAAUUCACAAUGGCAGCAACGAAGCACUCACACAGUAUAAGAUCAAUAUCACAUCAAUUGCACCUCUUCUGGAGAAACUGGCAAAGAACAGUGAUGUCUUUUGGGUCUUACAAGAUCCAGUUUAUGAGGACAUGUUGAGUGAAAGCAGGAAAAUGAUCACUAAUGAAAAAAUAGAUGCCUACAAUGAAGCAGCCAUCAGUAUUCUGAACAGCAGUUCAAAAAACUCAAAAGCUAAAGUAAAAGUUUUCAGUGCAUCUAGGCUGAUAGCAGAAGAAACUAUAAGUCAGUCCACAGAUGGUUUACAUCUUCCUGAAUCAAGCAGAGAAACAAAUGCAAUGAUUCUCAUUAACAACCACUGCAACAAGAUUAUGAAGCCAAUCGAUGGUUCCUGCUGCCAACCUCGGCCUCCCAUUACUUUGAUACAAAAGCUAGCAUUUUGCUUUUUUUCUUUAUCCAUAAUUGGAUAUUUAAUUCUCCUUCUCAUUCGUCGUAACAAUCACCGGAAGAAUAAACCAUGCACUGAUAUGGAAAGUGGAGAAGAGAAGAAACCUGCCACCAGUACACCAGCAGUUUCCACUAUAGAGACACUCUUGCAAUCCUUAUGCAAACUUGGUGUGAUUAUGGGUUACUUCUAUCUUUGUGACAGAGCAAAUCUUUUCAUGAAAGAAAACAAGUUUUACACUCACUCAUCAUUCUUCAUACCAAUGAUUUACAUCCUGGUAUUAGGAGUAUUUUAUACUGAAAAUACUAAAGAGACUAAGGUGUUAAAUAGGGAGCAAACAGAUGAAUGGAAAGGCUGGAUGCAGCUCGUCAUUUUGAUUUAUCAUAUCUCUGGAGCAAGCACUUUUCUGCCGGUGUACAUGCAUAUCCGUGUAUUGGUUGCUGCAUAUCUGUUCCAAACAGGCUAUGGACAUUUCUCAUACUUCUGGAUUAAAGGAGAUUUUGGCAUUUAUAGAGUAUGCCAGGUUUUAUUUCGGCUAAACUUCCUGGUUGUGGUGUUGUGCAUAGUGAUGGAUCGGUCAUACCAGUUCUACUACUUUGUUCCUCUCGUCACAGUCUGGUUUAUGAUAAUAUAUGUUACAUUAGCUCUGUGGCCUCAGAUAGUCCAGAAGAAAGCCAAUGGAAAUUGCUUCUGGCAUUUUGGUUUACUGCUGAAACUAGUUUUCCUGUUCAUCUGUAUAUAUUUUUUAGCACACUCUCAGGGUAUAUUUGAGAAGAUUUUUUCUACCUGGCCAUUGUCCAAAUGUUUUGAACUUAAUGGGAGCAUCUAUGAAUGGUGGUUUAGGUGGAAGUUAGAUCGAUAUGUUGUUUUUCAUGGAAUGCUGUUUGCUUUUAUUUAUCUAACAUUUCAGAAGCAACAAGUCCUCUCAGAAGGAAGGGGCGAACCACUUUUCCCCAACAAAUUUUCCAAUGUUUUAUUAUUUAUUUCAGUAGUUUCUUUUUUGACAUACUCUAUCUGGGCAAGUAGCUGUAAAAACAAAACUGAGUGCAAUGAAAUGCAUCCCUCUGUAUCAGUUGUGCAGAUUUUAGCUUUUGUCCUUAUCAGGAAUAUACCUGGCUAUGCUCGUUCUGUAUACAGUUCAUUUUUUGCCUGGUUUGGCAGAAUUUCUCUUGAGCUCUUCAUCUGUCAGUAUCACAUUUGGCUGGCAGCAGAUACCAAGGGGAUCUUGGUCCUAAUUCCAGGAAAUCCCAUGCUCAACAUUAUAGUCAGCACUUUUAUAUUUGUAUGUGUAGCACAUGAAAUUUUCCAGAUCACAAACGAUCUGGCACAGAUUGUUGUUCCAAAAGAUAAUGCAAUGCUACUGAAAAGGUUGCUAUGUGUAGGUGGACUUUUUUCUGGACUUCUCUUUUUAUCAUCAGUUCAAUAACCAUCAAAGCAUUAACUUCAGAAUUCCUUGAAGUUUAGCUUCAGGCUAACUUUGUGUUUGAGCCAAAAUUAGUAAACUGGAAUCACACACAAAGAAAUAAAAGUUGUGUGCUUCUGGCAGCACAAGAAAGAUACCAGUAUGAAGUCUACUGAGCAUAUAUAAGGUUGAAAGUUUUGCAUGACCCACUAAAGGAAGCAGAAACAAAUGCUUUGUACACCAGUGCAUGUGAAAAAUUUUCUACUGGAGCAUUAUUUAUGUUUACAUAUCUUUCUAAAGAUAAUACAAAAAUUAAGAGGUUAGCUCAACAGAGGCAUUUAGAGACUUGCAUCAACUUUUACCUUGAGGCAUUAUCAUUGGUUAAGAAUUACUAGAAUAAUUGAAGUUAAUAUAUUCAUAAUUUUCAAGAAGCUGCAUUUAUUGCAAGAAAUAAAAUAGCAGGACCCCUUUAAUUCCCUUAAAAAUAGUUAAAUUCUCACAGUCCAUUUAUUGUUUGAAUUGCAUCAUAUUAAAUGGUUUAAAGAUUUCAGCCAGUCUUGAAAAUGUGAGAUCAGAUUUUGCUUACAGUAAUUGGAGGGUUUCUGAACUUAAAAAGUUAGUAAUCUAUUUUUACUGAUCACUACUCUAGAUAUAGCAAAUGCAUAUCUAGAAACCCUUCAGUUACUGGGGUGGGGGACAUGACCACAUCCAUAUAAUCUUAUUAUCCAUGCUUAUAAACUGUAUAGCAUAACACUUCAGUGAAGGCGAUUUUCACUACUUUUUUAAAAGUUUCAUAUCUGACAUGUAUAUGGAUUGUUUCACUAGCCUUAUUUUUUGUUGCUUGUUUUUUUCAUCAAUCUUUACAGAUAUUACAAUUUUAAGCUCUAAAGUUCACUGGAAAAAAGUCCCCUGAUAUUCCUAUAAUAAUUCUCCAAUCUCCUGUUGUGCUGCUCUUUUUUUAGAAGAUGCAAGUAAUGAGGCAGCUAGCAUACAAUUGAACUCUAUUCUUUCUGUCACGAAAGUAACUCCAUAGGAGCUGGAGAUUUGUAUGGCUUGGUGAAAAAGUCAGACACUUGGCAAUCAUUAUCUGACGUUUGUGUAACAAUUACUUUGGUAGGACAACUAUUUACCAGACUGCACAAGAAAAGAGGAGAACAAUUAGCCACAGUAAAGAACCUCAAAAGUCUUGUAUCAAUCACUGUUUUAAAAGUGUUGCAAACACAGUAUGUUCAAGUCACUGUAUGGGUUUUUUGUUUUUUACUGUCUGCAAGCCUAUGAAGAAUGUGUGAUUAUCUGUGUUGGAUGGAUUGGUUUUUAAAGUGACCUUAAAUUCUAAAAUGGUAAAUUAUGUUAAUAUUUAGGCCCCUAGGUAAACUUUGAUGUUUAGUUUUAUUUUCAGUCUGACCUUUCUCUUUCCAAUUAAACAUGCUGUGCAGAAGUGAAAAAUACUGCAGUUCAGAUUGAAGAUGAAGUGCAACUAAAAAUGUAUCAAAUUAACCAGAACUCAUUCUUUGUCCUUCUGAAUUAGCAAUUCUGGCCCUGUUUGAGUGCGUGCAGGGUAAGUUAUAAUAGUAGUUAGGGCUAUGAAGACUGAUAACAUCCUAUUAUAUCUGUUUGAAAUAUACGGGUCUUAAUGUACACAUCCCAAUUUCACACUCUUUCCUUUUUUAGAAGCUGGCCCCUUCAGCUGCUUUUUGAGUAGGGUCCAUUUUGAAAUUCUUUUUGGGGAUCAGCACACAGUUUACCUGUAUGGAAUUAGUGCACAUGCACAUACAUUAGUGGUAUUUUUCCCUAUAUAGAAAAAAUCUUUGGUUCCCAUACAUGGGAGUUUUAAAAAGCAUUUUUAGGUUUUCUGGAAAAGGAAGCAACUUUUCUAAAGAAACCUCUGCUUUAAAAAACAGGUGAAUACCUGAACCCACACAAUUGGGCCCUGACUUUGGGAAUCAGCUGUGUGUGUCCUUGCUAUCUUGGUAUGUUGCAUAUGGUUUUAGCACUUGAAGAAUGCUAAAAGAAUAGACAGUAUUGUUUUCUAUGCAUUUGUGCAAUUACCUGUAAUGAUAAACAAUAUGGCUAUUAAUUUAUAAGAAGGGUUUUUGGAUUUUACUUUGACAGUGGAAACUUUGGAAUUCUGUCACGGAAGGUCAUAUACUGAAGUAUAAUUACAUGGGGGAAAUUACACAAGAGAAUAAUGGAUCCCUGUUUGCUUUAAUUUUAUGCUUAACUUGAACUACCUUGCUGAGUAUGUUAACAAACUAUGGUGUGGAAAUUCUAUAUUUUCUCAGUUAACUGUCUACUUCCAAUUGUGUCGAAAUUUGUACUUUGUAUAGGUGUGUUUGAUUUACUGUUUCAUUUCAGUUUAGUGAAGCAGUAUAGUGAUGGUUGGAAGUCAGGGGCUGCAUGUACAGAUAACAUUCAUAAAAUUAAGGGGCAAGAUACCUUUUAUUAAGGGUGGGAGUCUUUGUUUUGUUUAUAAACCAAGUAUUAUAGAUAUUUUAUUUAUCAGUUGUACAGAUUUGGUUAAAGAUUAUUUUUAUGUUUGAAAUAUUGCACUUGUUUGCCAUUACUGUAUGUGGGAUAAAAUAUAUUUUCUUUUAAAGUUAUGUGAAAAAAUAUGAAGUAAUUUAAACAUUAAAUAAAUGUGCUGUAGAUGGUUA
Molecule: messenger RNA, 5430 nt
Organism: Varanus komodoensis (Komodo dragon)
Lineage: Eukaryota; Metazoa; Chordata; Lepidosauria; Squamata; Varanidae
Gene: CASD1
Product: CAS1 domain containing 1
Exons: 18
Coding region: 419-2800 (793 amino acids)
Cellular component (GO): Golgi membrane
Molecular function (GO): N-acetylneuraminate 9-O-acetyltransferase activity
Source: RefSeq, a predicted model, not a curated record